Felis catus (domestic cat) is the source of this 3219-nucleotide messenger RNA. It is a transcript of the gene EIF2AK2, whose product is annotated as eukaryotic translation initiation factor 2 alpha kinase 2. Bases 152 to 1777 code for a protein of 541 amino acids. The record is from RefSeq and is a predicted model, not a curated record. The transcript is spliced from 16 exons. NCBI's taxonomy places the organism in Eukaryota, Metazoa, Chordata, Mammalia, Carnivora, Felidae. Gene Ontology annotation, biological process: protein phosphorylation. Gene Ontology annotation, molecular function: double-stranded RNA binding; ATP binding; protein kinase activity.
AUCCCGAGUCGGUGCGGGAGGGGCCGCGCGCGGUCAUAGAAGGCGGAGCCGGCGGGGAAAAGGAAAGCGAGAGCGAGCCGCCCGGACCCGGCAGGCGGGCAGCGGCAGCGGCAGCGGCAGCGGCAGCGGCGGUGCACGGUUAUUAGAAGAAAUGGCCAAUCAUCGUCCACCAAGUUUUUUUAUAGAAGAACUUAAUGUAUACUGUCAGAAGCACAACAUGGUACUUAAGUAUCAGGAACUGUCUAAGACGGGACCUCCACAUAACUUAAGGUUUAAAUACCAAGUUAUCAUAGAUGAGAGAGGAUAUCCAGAAGCUGAAGGUAAAUCGAAGAAGGAGGCCAGAAAUGCUGCAGCCAAAUUGGCGAUUGAAAUACUUAAUAAAGAAAACAAGGCAGUUAGUUCUGUAUCACUGCCAACAACACAUUCAUCAGAAGGAUUAGGAUUAGGAUCCACUGGGAAUUUCAUAGGCCGUAUCAAUAGGCUUGCCCAGAAGGAACAACUGUCUGUAAAUUAUGAACAAUGUGAAUUGAAAGAACCUGGGCCUGAAAGAUUUCAUUAUAGAUGCAAAAUUGGACAGAAAGAAUACGGUAUUGGUGUAGGUAGUACUAAGCAAGAAGCCAAACAGUCAGCUGCUAAGCUUGCGUAUGAGCAGAUACUUUCAGAGAAAACCUCAAUGAAAGCUGACUCGGUAUUAGCUGGUUCUUUGAUUACUUCGCCUGGUGACUCUGGAAGCAACACUUUGGUGAAAAGCAUAUCUGCUCCUGAAUCACCAUCUGAAAAUGAUUUCUUGGAAAAUUCAUCAGGAGGAAGUUGUGACAGGGGCCGUGUAAACAAUUCUUCAUCUCCUAUGGACAAUGUCAGAAAUAGUGAAAAGAAGGUGAAAAGAAGUUUGGCACCUACAUUUAACUCUCCUGUGACAAAAGACAGCAGGUGUUCUGUGGAACUCAGGUUUACCAGUGAUUUUACAGAAAUAGAACCGAUUGGUUCAGGUGGAUAUGGCCAAGUUUUCAAAGCAAAACACAGAAUUGAUAGGAAGACUUACGUUGUUAAACGUGUUAAAUAUGAUAGCGAGAAGGCAGAGCGUGAAGUAAAAGCUUUGGCAGCUCUCAAUCACCCAAAUAUCGUUCACUACUACAGCUGCUGGUUUGGCGAUGAUUACCAUUCUGUGGACAGCAUUAACACUUCAAGACCAAAGACUAAGUGCCUUUUCAUCCAAAUGGAAUUCUGUGGUAAAGGGACAUUGGAGCAAUGGAUUGACAGCAGAAGAGGCCAGACACCAGACAAACAUUUGGCUUUGGAAUUGUAUGAACAAAUAACAGCAGGUGUGGAUUAUAUACAUUGCAAACAGUUAAUCCAUAGAGACCUUAAGCCAGGUAACGUGUUUUUGGUAGAUACGAAACAAGUAAAGAUAGGAGACUUUGGACUUGUGACAUCCCUGAAAAAUUACGCAAAUCGGACAAGGAAUACAGGAACUCUUCGAUACAUGAGCCCAGAACAGAUUUCUUUACAAGAAUAUGGAAACGAAGUGGACAUCUUUGCUUUGGGGCUAAUUCUCGCGGAACUCCUUUACAUAUGUCCCACUGUUUCAGAAACAUUACAGAUUUUUAAAGAGCUAAGGGAUGGCAAGUUCUCAGAUGUAUUUGAUGGCAGAGAAAAAAUUCUUCUGCAAAAAUUACUGUCACCCGAACCCACGAAACGGCCUCAUGCAUCUGAAAUACUGGAGACUUUGAAGGAGUGGAGGAAUGUAAAAGAGAAUAAGAAACGAAGCACAUGUUAGAGCUCUUCUAAAAAAAGUAUCCUGCCUUGGAUAUUCAAUUUUUCUAUAACUGUCUAAAAUCUUCUAGGGACACCUAUUGGGUAUUUACCUUCUAUUUUUAUUUUCCUCUUAAUUUUUCACUAAAUUUUAAGAAGGUUUGAAUCUUUUUUUUUUUUUUUUUACUUCAAAAGCAUUCAGACACUUCUUUUGUGAGCUUAUCUUCUUAUUAUAAACAUAGGGGAGAAUAUCUCUCAAAUUUUUAAAAUAUUAGCAAAUCAAUUAAUAUUCAUUAAAUGUCCACUGUUUCUAGGCCAAAAAUAUAUGAGAUAUCUCACUGUUUGAAAUAGCUAAUUUAGAGAAAUAUGGUACUCAUAAGAAGAUAAGUGAUAUACAAUCACUUUGGAAAACAAUUUGGUAUGAUCUGGUAAAGUUGAAGGUGUAUAUACCCUCAAAGCCAUCAAUUUGGUUCCUACAUGCUUGCCUACCAGAAUGUUCAUAGAAACCUUGUUCAUAACAGCCAAAAGAACAAAAAACAACGUACAUCACAAGAAGAAUGGAUAAACUGUAUUUUUUCAUACAUUGUAAUACUAUAUAGCAGUGAAAAUGAACGAAUUAUAUAGCUAAGUGCAAUAACAUGAUACAUCUCUGAGGAACAUAAUGUUAAGCCAACAAAGCCAGUUACAGAAAACAUAUACAGAAUGAUUCUAUUUACAUAAAGUUCCAGACCACGCUAAAUGAAAUACUUUGUUUAGAAAUCCAAACAAAUGUGGUAAAACAAUAAAGGGAAAGAAAGGAAUAAGAAAUUCUACAUUUUGAUGGUGGUUUUUCUGAGGAGGGAUGGAAGUGGUGUGAUAGGGGAAGUAAACUUCAAAGAUAACAGUUCACUUUGUUUUAAGUUUAUUUAUUUAUUUACUUUGGAGAGAGAGAGAGGAGAGAGAAUUCCAAGCAGGCUCUACACUUACAGCAUGGAGCCAGAUGUGGGGCUCGAACUCCUGAGACACAAGAUCAUGACCUGAGCCAAAGUCAAGAGUUGGAUGCUUAAGCGUCAUGACUGAGUCACCCAGGCACUCCUCACUUUUUUUGUCUUAAACCAGAUGUUGCAUUCACUACUGUUUACUGUGUACUCUUUUUAUCUUAAAUACAUUUUGUAUCUAUUGGAACACUUUAAAGAGAUAACUGUGCUAGAAGGCAGUAGGUAAGCACAGAGAAGAAUCAGUCUGGAGAAGUUUCCAGGAGAUCACUUUCUCCUGAGGUAUCAUGGCAUACAGCUUAGAAGUGGCAUUCUGGUGAGACUUCUAAGUAGGCUAGGGAUUUAGACAAGUAGUGAGGAGCAAAUAUGGGCAGGAGUCUGGACAAGAGCCAUGGCUUGAGUUCUGGAAAAGAUACACCUAAGAAUGUUGGGUAUACUUUGUUUCCCUGAAUUGCUGGAGAGAAUACCAGAAGAUAAUUUGGGUGAUAUCUUG